GCUCACUCGAUACGACCAACAUUUCCCACCGACUGUUCUCUGUGAAGGCCUGUCAUAUCAGGGGUACCGACUGUAGCACUUGCACUGCUGGGUCUGAAGGAAGAUUAACAGAUUAUGAACCCAUGUUGUACGCGAGUUGUCAAACUGGCUGGUACUGACAAGGUAGGAAGUAGCGAUUAACCACGGAACGAAACUCUCCAUUUUGACACCCAGUCUGUCAGGUUUCCUUCCAAAAUUCACCGGUUAGGAAUUUGUGACAGUUGAUUUUGAUUUUGGAUUCGGGAAACAGCUUUAUUCGGGUCAGUACAUGUGUAUUUGAAUGUGUGUAAGACUUGAUAACACUUGGCAAAACAAGCUCUGAAAAAUAGUUUUGAGAGCGACUUCGACACCGGCUCCAUGUGCUAUUGCACAACGGUGCGCCAUAUUGGAUCGAAUAGUUCGGCCUCGAAGUGAAACUGACACGCAAGUUGCCAGAAAUAGUAACACUGAAGCGCAACGAUUGGUCCACAGUGACGGGUUUCUAAAACGAACCUGGUCACGUGACGGUUAGUAUAUAAGCAAGUGGGAUUCCCCUGGCCACUUGUUGUUGCCUGCUCGAUCGGACUGUGCACAUCGUGGUGGUUAGGCCCUUGAACCACCGACGAUUGGACUCCGAGGCUCCCAAGUUGUUGUCCACGCCGCUUCUGUGAGGACUGCGUAACUUACAGACUCUAGGUGAACAACGAGGCCAGUCGGAGUGUUGGGAUCACUCAUUAGCUUGCUGACGGCCUUCACUCGUAUUGUCUUGCUGCUCGCCGGCUGCCAGCUGAUCUGCUAGCCGUCAGGUCGCUUGUGACCUACUUACACAGGAGAGAAGAGAGAGCACGGCAACACCCGGCAGUCAGACAGCCAUUGCUCUUAACUCGGGUACAAACAGACGGCAGACAUGGAGAGCUUAGCUGAGGAGUACAUUAAUACAUUCGAUCUGGACCAGUUGGACUUUGCUGAAAUCAAGCGUGAGUUUGACGGGAGGGUCCGGUCGGCUUGUUGUGUAGCCGAUGCCCCUGGCCCAGUGAGCCCUGCAACCCCUGAAUGCUGUCUACCUCCCUCCCCCGCGCUCACGGACGAUCUUCCCAGCCCCAAGGAGCAGAAAUCUUUGCUGGAAGAUCUCAACUGGCUCCAGUGGAGUGCAGGUCUGCAACUGAACGCCCUGUGUGCUCCUGACUUCUCGCCAGAACAUGCCCUAGAGGAAAUCAUAAACUCAGUGGAAAGUGCUCCUCCGUCUGUUGCAACGUCGAUAGCGGACGACGAGGAAGACGAUGACGAAGACGAAGACGAAGACGACGACGACGACCUGAUUACCGAUUUUGAUGACAUUUCUGACGUUGACGAGAAGGUGAAAAAAGAACUCGACGACUCGUCUCAGGUGCCCCAGUCCAAGUCACGUGCGAAACAUGCUCGUGGAGAGCGUGCGACUCGUCUUGGUGAUGAGGAGUUGGUGACAUUACCGGUGCGGGAGCUCAACAGACGCCUGCAAGGGUUCCCUAAAGACGAGGUUCUCAGGCUCAAGCAAAAACGCAGGACACUUAAAAACCGAGGCUACGCACAAAACUGUCGCUCUAAACGUCUGCAGCAUAAAUACGAACUAGAGAACACUAAUACGACAUUGCAGCAGCAGAUUACAUCCCUGCAGCGUCAGGUGAACCACUUGACACGUGAACGAGACUUGUACAAGCAGCAGUGUGGCCUCCUGAGGUCACAGGUCAAGGCAGCAACACCCCCCCGGGGGAGUCGGGAUGGCUCUGUCAGCAGUAGCUACCCUAGCUCUCCCGACGACAACUUCUAACCCUACUUCCCUCCACCCUCCCUCCACCCAAGCUGACAGAUGGGGACUUCAUGCUGUGCCUAAAUUCUGUGAUUCUAAUGCUAAUUCAUUUUUUCUACAUGGAGAUUAUAUUUAGACUGUGCGUGCAAGUAAGGAGUGCUCGUGCCCGGUGCACGUGAAUUGAUGUUGCCAGAACGAGGAUUGAGUGCUAGCUAAGACCGGCAGCGUGCAGCCGACAUGGAAACCUCGCUGUUCAAGACUUGGAUACUUGCCAGCUCAGCUGAUCGUCUAACCAGUCCUGCCUCAGCGAAACUAGGUCAUCACAUUCACUACACUACAAAUACGUUAUAUAUUCUGCUAGACUUUUCAUCAGUCUCCUCUACAAUGCAAAAUAAGUGUAUCUACUGCAAUGACUGUGCAACUAGGCCUACCGACUACACAAUUCACCAUGGACUUCAUGCCAUAUGCUGUUGGUCGACUCACGGCGCCUCCCGCUUGCUGGAAGUGUAUUGAUUUUCUAGGUAGGCAACAUAUAGUCGAUGUGUCUUCUUUGUGUCGAACCCACAUACAAACUGAACGCUUCGAUGAGUUAUCGAUUAUGCCGGUGUUCCACAGAUGUUCAGCUGCACACUGGCAAAUAAUCCAAUAGUUUCUACAUAGUGCUCUAAUCAUGAAAGUAAUGUAGUGGCUUUUGGUAACUUAAAACACUGUUGUUACAAUGAAUUGUUGAAAUUGUUCUUCAAUUUUAUUAAUUAUUGUUGAGUGUUAAGACCAGAAUGCAGACAUCAUGCUAUUUGAUCAUAUCAAACACAUGUUUAUUGUUUCAAUAGUUUUCAAAGUCAUGUCUCAAAUAGUAUGAUGUUUGCCAAACGGACUGACAAUUUAUCUUUGAAAAUCUUGUGAUAAGAAUAUUCUGCCUCGAGCAGACUGAAGCUGUGCUAUUGCUGUAUUUAGUGCUGAGUUUCAUGGUUAAUUGUGUGAUAGCGUGUCACGUGACACUUUUACAUGCGUACAGCAGUCUCCACUUAUUUGUUAGUACAGUCGAACCUUGUUGUGUCGAAUUCCGGUGGUCUCGAACUCAUUUGGGAGCCCCUGUGUAUCCCAUUUAGCUUAACAUUUUCCUGAUGUCUGGAACCCCGGAUAACUCGAACUUUUUUCCAGGUCCUCACGUGUUCGAGACAACGAGGUUCAAUUGUAGAUACCUAUGUUACACCAUAUGAAAGUUUAAAUGUUUAUAUUGUUAAUUGAUACUAUUUAGUAGUUGAUAUUUUUAUGGUUAUUCCUGUAAUUUAACCUGUUUUAGUUCACUGCAUGUUUGAUGUUCGUGUCGACUGUUGCAGAACUAACCUGAUAAUAACACUGAACAUAUCCACGUGUUAAACGUGUACAUAGUUCACUGCUGCACGUAUACAGUUACACACGUGCGUGUGUCCCAUUCUGUCACAUCUCCUGUGCAUUCUCUCACCAAAUAGUGCUGAAGCACUACUGGAUGUCUCCGGUGUGAAGACCUGACCAAGGGCAAACAACUCAGUAGUUUGCACGCGGGACACCUUCUUGACUGUGAUAUAUGUAAAUGUCAGUGCACUGACAGCCAUGUUGUCAUGGUGAUGAAUCUUUACUGCAGGAAUGUGCUGUUAUACCAAUAUACUGUCGGUUGAAGGCGACUGACGUGUACCGGACUUGUAAGCCUAUUUUGUAAUGCUUAUAUUUCUCCCCCCGAUUGAGUGCUGGGGAGGAGUUGAUCUCGGACAAACCGGCAGAUGACGAUUGACUAUGAAACUGUGUGUGUAUGUAUGAAGUAUAUAAGAUUAAAACGACAAAAAAAGCAAAAACUAACAUAAAAAGGGCCACAACAACCAAAUACCUUGUAUACGUUUAUCUACUUGUAUGUAUGUGUAUGUAUGAAAAAAAAAACGAAAAAAAAUCUUAUUCCUUGCUGUGGAAUGGGGCAAAAAAAAAUAGCAAAAGAAAAAAAAUAUACAAAAAUAAAAAAAAGCUUGGACGAGCAGAUGUAACACUACUGUUGCUGGGUCCAGCUCCCGAACUUGCCAGUCAAAUUUUGUUGUCUCAUUUGGGACAAUCGCACCCAACAAGGUGUGACCAAGGCUUGACCAGGUCGGUUACCUCCCUUGGCCUCGCGUGAAUUCCAUCCUCACGUGCAGGCUGAAGGGGUUGUCAUGAAUGAUGUAAAUCCCAUGUCUGCCGAGCGAGUCGCCACCAUAUUGUCAUCUCGAGGCACCUCCUCGGUGGGACCUUUUGUCAGGUUCAGUGAUGUGUUGAUUCAUUGUUGCAAACUGUCGUAAGUAAAGCUCUUAGUUGAAACUGAAAGAAUGUGAUAUUGCUUAUGACACUGACACUUAUGUUAACAUGUUACCAUUUGCUGUAAAUAGUGUACAUACCUGUUACGUGGGAGUUACCUCCCCUUGUUAUGUCAGUAGGCGUCAGACUGAAUGACCUGUCAAGAGUGUAUCACGUAUGUCUCAGAGCGUGACCCCCACCAGGGGGCGCGUUGUUCACUGCAUUUGUUGCUAUUAGCUUUACCUAUGGUUCAGAUUGUCAGCUGACCUAUUUAAAGCAUUAAAGCAUAAAAAAAAUGA
Molecule: messenger RNA, 4401 nt
Organism: Haliotis rufescens (red abalone)
Lineage: Eukaryota; Metazoa; Mollusca; Gastropoda; Lepetellida; Haliotidae
Product: transcription factor MafB-like
Exons: 1
Coding region: 926-1825 (299 amino acids)
Biological process (GO): regulation of transcription by RNA polymerase II
Cellular component (GO): nucleus
Molecular function (GO): RNA polymerase II cis-regulatory region sequence-specific DNA binding; DNA-binding transcription factor activity, RNA polymerase II-specific
Source: RefSeq, a predicted model, not a curated record